Molecule: messenger RNA, 1740 nt
Organism: Sordaria macrospora k-hell
Lineage: Eukaryota; Fungi; Ascomycota; Sordariomycetes; Sordariales; Sordariaceae
Biological process (GO): lactate catabolic process
Cellular component (GO): mitochondrion
Molecular function (GO): FAD binding; D-lactate dehydrogenase (cytochrome) activity; D-lactate dehydrogenase (NAD+) activity
Source: RefSeq, a predicted model, not a curated record
AUGGCAGCACGUCAAGUGCUGGGCUUUCCGCGAGCACGGCUCACUCUCACUCCCCAUUCCCGGAACCUGAUUCCCUCAGUACAGCGACAACAUCGGCCAACCUUUGCUCCCCAGGCCUAUCAGUCGACACGAUGGGCAUCACAACAAUCCAAUAAUAUCCCCGAGGGGAAUGGACAGGAAAAGCCCAAUCCGCAACGCCCGAUUACCAGAGAAAAAUGGAUCAUCAUUGUGUUGUCGACGAUGCUCUUUGUGGAUGUUUCAAAAAGUUAUUGGAAGGACUUGUUGGAGAAGGACGAGCGUUCACUGGAAAAGCCGACCUACGCAAGCCACAAAGAAAUGCUUGAAGCUGCAAACGAGAUUGCUCAGGUCCUGGGACAAGACGCCGUCACAUACGAUACCGAUGUUCUUGAACACCACGGCCAUUCGGACUGGUCAACAUCCAACUCACCCGGGCGUGCCGUCUCCGUUGUCUACCCACGCACAACUGACCACGUAUCUGCCAUCGCCCGUAUAUGCAGUGCUCGCAAUGUCCCCAUGGUUCCCUUUGGCGCUGGUUCCAGCGUUGAGGGCAACUUCUCCCAGCCAUAUUCCGGCAUCUGCAUCGACUUCACCUACAUGGACAAGGUCAUUGCCUUCCACCCAGAUGACAUGGACGUGGUCGUUCAGCCGGGCGUUAACUGGGUUGAUCUCAACAACCAGAUCGCCCAUACAGGGCUCUUCGUGCCUUUGGACCCCUCUCCCACUGCCACGGUUGGUGGAAUGGUCUCAACCAAUUGCUCCGGCACCAACGCCAUGCGUUACGGGACUAUGAAAGACUGGGUGCUCAACCUGACCGUCGUCCUCCCCGAUGGUCGGGUCAUCAAGACACGUCGGCGGCCUCGCAAGACAUCGGCUGGCUACAACUUGACUUCUCUCUUUGUCGGCGCCGAAGGUACUCUGGGCAUAGUAACCGAGGUCACCUUGAAGCUCGCUCCUAUCCCCAAGGAAACCAGCGUUGCUGUCGUCUCUUUCCCUACCAUUCACUCUGCCGCAGCCGCCGCUUCCAAGCUGAUUCGCUCCGGGAUCCAGCUCGCUGCUCUGGAGCUCAUGGACGACGAGCAGAUGAAAUUGCUCAACAUCCACGGAAGCGAUGCAGUCCGCAAGCGGGCUUGGGACGAGAAGCCUACCUUAUUCCUCAAGUUCAGCGGGACCACCAAGGACGCCAUCAAGAGCGAUGUGUCCAGCGUAGGCGAGAUCAUCAGACCCUGGACAGACAGCAAGUUCCACUUUGCAAAGACGAAGCAGGAUGAGCUGGACCUCUGGUCUGCGCGCAAGGAAGCCCUCUUUACCAUGGUAAACACUCGGCCCAAAGGCACGGAGAUCUGGUCUACGGACGUGGCCGUGCCCAUUUCAAGACUGGCGGAAAUCAUCGAAAUCUCGAAGCAGGAGUGCGGAUCCCUGGGCUUGUUUGCCAGCGUCAUUGGCCAUGUGGGUGAUGGAAACUUUCACGUCUCCAUGAUGUACGACCCUACAGAUUUGCAGCAGAAGCAGGCGGUCGCCAAGUGCGUUAAAAAUAUGAUGACACGAGCGCUGGAGAUGGAGGGUACUGUAAGCGGGGAGCAUGCGAUUGGUAUUGGGAAGAAGGAGUGCUUGGUGGACGAGCUCGGAGAAGAGACCAUUGGGCUUAUGAGGCAGCUCAAGGCUUCGGUUGAUCCAAAAUGGAUCAUGAAUCCGGGAAAGGUGUUUGACUGGAUGGGGUAA